AUGAAUGUAGAAGAAGAGGUCGAGCGUCUGAAAGAAGAAAUCCAAAGGCUUGGCAAGGUCCAAGACGAUGGUUCUUACAAGGUCACAUUCGGGGUGCUAUUUAAUGAUGAUAGAUGCGCAAACAUAUUUGAAGCAUUGGUUGGGACGCUAAGAGCGGCAAAGAAGCGGAAAUUUCUCACAUACGAAGGUGAGCUACUGCUGCAAGGAGUCCAUGACAAUGUGGAAAUCAUACUUAAACCAACCCCAGCAGCAGCAGCACCCAAGGCAACUGAUGCAGUUGGGACGAGUUAG
This is a messenger RNA of Prunus armeniaca (apricot), 291 nucleotides long. Lineage: Eukaryota; Viridiplantae; Streptophyta; Magnoliopsida; Rosales; Rosaceae. The record is from the annotation of a GenBank genome assembly.